AUGGGAGGUUCUCCCAUUUCUUGUAAAUCUAAGAAACAAGCAUCUGUGUCUCUUUCCUCAGCUGAAGCAGAAUAUCGAUCGAUGAGACAAUUAGUUGCGGAGAUCACUUGGUUAACUCGCUUACUGUCAGAUCUAUCAGUUCCACCGACUUUGCCGAUACUCGUUUGUUCCAACAGUCAAGCAGUGAUUCAUAUCGCUAGAAAUCCCGUAUUCCAAGAACGCACAAAAUAUGUGGAGCUAGAUUGUCAUUUCGUUCGGGAACAAUUUCUUUCCAAGCUAAUUUCUCUUCACUAUCUCCCUUCAAAGGAUCAACUUGCCGACAUAUUCACAAAGUCCCUUUUUGGACCAUCGCACCACCGUCUUCUUGCCAAGAUGGGACUCACUUCGAUCCCCUCCAUCUUGAGGGGGGGUGUUGAGAAUAAAGGAAGAGCGUCAUUUGAUCCAAACAAGAAAGCUUCAUUUGUUAGGCGAAAUAAACAUUUGGGACGAAAUAAACAUUUUCAAUUUAGUGCCCCGCCAUGCCCCACUUCAUCAAAGCACAGAUCAAAUAGGAAAAAAUUGCUAGUUCUUUUUCUUUUGCUGGAAAUUGCACUAGCAGUUGUUCCUAGCACCAUUAUUUUUUUCUGGAUAAGGUAUAGAAAAGGUAAAAGAGCUCCUCAACAAGCUGAUUCAUUGUCUGCCUUAACAAGAGAAAGAAUUUCAUACUAUGAAUUGAUCCAAGCAACUGAUGCGCUUAGCGAGAGUAAUCUGAUUGGUUCUGGAAGUUUUGGCUCUAUUUACAAAGGUGUUCUCAGAAGUGGAACUGCAUUUGCAGUUAAAGUGUUCAACCUGCAACUGGAUGCGGCAUUCAAGAGUUUUGAUACGGAAUGUGAAGUUUUGUGCCGACUUCGCCAUAGGAAUCUCGUUAAAGUCAUUACUAGUUGUUCCAAUCUUGAUUUCAAUGCUUUAGUGCUCGAGUAUAUUCCUAAUGGAAGUCUUGAGAAGUAUUUGUAUUCGCACAACUACUUCCUUGACACCAAGCAGAGACUAAGCAUAAUGAUAGAUGUGGCAUGUGCUUUGGAAUAUCUUCACCAUGGGUGCUCGUUGCCUGUGAUUCACCGUGACGUGAAGCCUAGUAAUGUCUUGCUGGAUGAAGAUAUGGUUGCCCACCUCAGCGACUUUGGCAUUUCAAAACUGCUUGGUGAAGAUCAGGGUGAUUUGUACACUAAAACCUUAGCAACAUUGGGGUAUAUUGCACCAGAGUAUGGACUGGAAGGACGAGUGUCAACAAAGUGUGAUGUCUAUAGUUAUGGGGUCAUGUUGCUGGAAACAUUUACUAGGAGAAAGCCUAAUGAGUUUGAGGGUGACCUUAGCUUGAAGCAAUGGGUGAGUUAUUCACUCCCAGAGGCAAUAAUGGACAUCGUGGAUUCCAACUUGGUAACAGAAACUGGUAAUCAGAAGGAGCUAGAUGUUGUGGCUUCAAUCAUGAAAGUUGCAUUAGAUUGUUGUGCUGAAUCUCCGGGAAGAAGGAAAACCAUGAAAGAUGUUGUAGGGAUGCUGCAGAAGAUCAAGAUUCAACUUCUUGCAUAUUGA
Messenger RNA from Capsicum annuum, 1572 nucleotides. Its product is annotated as probable LRR receptor-like serine/threonine-protein kinase At3g47570. Bases 1 to 1572 code for a protein of 523 amino acids. Gene Ontology annotation, molecular function: protein kinase activity; ATP binding. NCBI's taxonomy places the organism in Eukaryota, Viridiplantae, Streptophyta, Magnoliopsida, Solanales, Solanaceae. Gene Ontology annotation, biological process: protein phosphorylation. The record is from RefSeq and is a predicted model, not a curated record. The transcript has 3 exons.